Messenger RNA from Beta vulgaris subsp. vulgaris (sugar beet), 1779 nucleotides. RefSeq names its product cytochrome P450 86B1. Gene Ontology annotation, molecular function: heme binding; monooxygenase activity; oxidoreductase activity, acting on paired donors, with incorporation or reduction of molecular oxygen. The record is from RefSeq and is a predicted model, not a curated record. Bases 1 to 1779 code for a protein of 592 amino acids. The transcript has 3 exons. Lineage: Eukaryota; Viridiplantae; Streptophyta; Magnoliopsida; Caryophyllales; Amaranthaceae.
AUGGCCCCAAAUUCACGAAACUUUCUGGUAGGAAUUGGGGAAAUUUUGGACAACGGGAUUCUAUUGCAUCCUACACAAGCUGGAAUUACUGAGAUGAUGAUGCUUAUACGAAGGAAAUAUUUUGCAAAUUGGUUUUCCUUAUGCUCCCAUUGUAACAUCUCCAAUAAUAAGCAGCCCAACAACAUGAAUUCUUCUUUCUCAAAUUCCUUCUCCUCUAAUGGGGCCACAGUGGCUGGAGAUGCGAUCUCCUGGCCAAUUUUCUCCUUGGGCGAAAUUCAAAUUCUAGAGAUAUUUCUUGCUGUAGGAGCAUUCUUCACCAUACAUUCCCUAAGACGAAAGAAUCGUCAAGGAUUACCCACAUGGCCAUUCGUAGGAAUGCUCCCUUCCUUGAUAGUAGGUGUUAGGGACAAUGCGUACGAAUACUUUACAGAUGUAAUUUGCAGUCAGAAGGGGACAUUUCAGUUUAAAGGCCCUUGGCUGAGCAACCUCAACUCAUUGUUGACGGCCGACCCUCGCAACAUUGAAUACUUGCUGAAGACGAAGUUUUCAAACUUUCCAAAGGGUGGUUACUAUCGAAGCAUCAUGGAAGACCUACUAGGAGAUGGAAUCUUCAACGCAGAUAACGAGAUGUGGCACCGUCAGAGGAAGAUGGUAAUCAUGGAGUUCCACUCGCCACGAUUCCGCCAACUCACCGUACAGUCGUUGCUUGAAUUAGUUCACAACAGACUAUUACCAGUGUUGGAGGAAUCGCGGCAGAAAUCUGCGGCAAUUGAUUUGCAAGAUGUUCUACUUCGGUUGACAUUUGAUAAUGUUUGCAUGAUCGCACUUGGGGUUGAUCCUGGCUGCCUUGCUCCAGGGUUGCCGGACAUACCCUUUGCUCGUGCAUUCGAGCAAGCAACCGAGGCAACUGCUAUUCGUUUCGUGACCCCGACAUCUAUAUGGAAGCUCAUGAGAUUUCUCAACCUCGGGCCUGAGAAGGAGCUCAAGGAGUCCAUCAAAGGAAUUAACAAAUUCGCUGAACAAGUCAUAAUGACGCGGAAGAAGGAGAUCUGUAAUUCGCAAGAAGAUAACACCAAGAAUAGAUCUGAUCUACUCGCUGUGCUCAUGAGGUCUAAGGAUGAAACUGGCCAGCCAUUUUCGGACAAGUUUCUAAAAGAUUUAAGUGUUAACCUUAUACUUGCUGGACGUGAUACCUCUUCUGUGGCACUAAGUUGGUUCUUUUGGCUUGUUGAUCAGCAUGGUGAGGUGGAAAAGAAGAUUCUAGAUGAGAUUUCUGGAAUAAUCAGUCAACGAGAAACUCCAAUACACCCUGAAGUAUUUCAACCGGAGGAGAUAAAAAAGAUGGAGUAUCUACACGCUGCUAUUUCAGAGGCUCUCAGGCUCUACCCCUCAGUGCCUAUGGAUCACAAAGAGGUUAUGAAAGAAGAUGUAUUUCCAGAUGGAACUUUGCUAAAGAAAGGGACAAAAGUUGUGUAUUCUAUCUACUCAAUGGGAAGAAUGGAAACUAUAUGGGGAAAGGAUUGCAGGCAAUACAAACCAGAGAGGUGGAUAAUGGAUGGUCGCUUCAUCAAUGAAUCAGCUUAUAAGUUUACUGCUUUUAAUGGAGGACCUCGACUUUGUUUAGGGAAGGAAUUUGCUUACUACCAAAUGAAGUUUACUGCUGCAUCUAUUAUCUAUAGAUACCGUGUAAAGGUGACGCAAAAUCAUCUUGUUGAACCAAAGCUCGCAUUGACUAUGUACAUGAAGCAUGGGCUAAAAGUAAACCUCAUACCUCGAUAG